Penicillium olsonii is the source of this 759-nucleotide messenger RNA. The record is from the annotation of a GenBank genome assembly. NCBI's taxonomy places the organism in Eukaryota, Fungi, Ascomycota, Eurotiomycetes, Eurotiales, Aspergillaceae.
AUGCCCUACCCCCAGGGUAAGGCUGGCUCUGGCAAGAAGGCCGCUAAGAACCCUCUCAUCGAGAAGCGUUCCCGCAACUUCGGUAUCGGCCAGGACAUCCAGCCCAAGCGCAACCUGUCCCGCUUCGUCAAGUGGCCCGAAUAUGUCCGUCUUCAGCGCCAGAAGAAGAUCCUGAACAUGCGCCUGAAGGUUCCUCCUUCCAUCGCUCAGUUCCAGGCUACUCUGGACCGCAACACCGCUGCCCAGACCUUCAAGCUUCUUUCCAAGUACCGCCCUGAGACCAAGGUCGAGAAGAAGGAGCGUCUCGUCCAGGAGGCCACCGCCGUCUCCGAGGGCAAGAAGAAGGAGGAUGUCUCCAAGAAGCCCUACAACGUCAAGUACGGUCUCAACCACGUUGUUGGCCUCGUCGAGAACAAGAAGGCUUCCCUCGUCCUCAUCGCCCACGAUGUCGACCCCAUUGAGCUCGUUGUCUUCCUUCCCGCUCUCUGCCGCAAGAUGGGUGUCCCCUACGCCAUUGUCAAGGGUAAGGCCCGUCUCGGUACCGUCGUCCACAAGAAGACCUCCGCUGUCCUGGCCCUGACCGAGGUCCGCUCCGAGGACAAGACCGAGUUCGCCAAGCUCCUCUCCACCAUCAAGGAGGGUUACACCGACAAGAACGAGGACACCCGCCGUCACUGGGGUGGUGGUAUCAUGGGCCAGAAGGCCAACGACCGCAUCGCCAAGAAGCAGAAGGCUCUCGAUGCCGCCAUCAAGGUCUAA